This is a messenger RNA of Siniperca chuatsi (mandarin fish), 3554 nucleotides long. RefSeq names its product SUZ domain-containing protein 1-like. The transcript has 4 exons. The coding region runs from base 639 to 1121 and encodes 160 amino acids. The record is from RefSeq and is a predicted model, not a curated record. NCBI's taxonomy places the organism in Eukaryota, Metazoa, Chordata, Actinopteri, Centrarchiformes, Sinipercidae.
CAGCCUCAUCCACCAAAAAACAGCAUUAGUGAAGUGUAGUGGAGUGAGAGUGUCUGUCACUACUUAUAGGCAAACAUAACGCGAUAUGCAGUUAAAUGAGCUUUGUCAGAGUCCGCAUUUAAAGUAUUGUAUCUUGCUGGUUAGUUGUCUUGGAACUUGGAAGCUAGCAAGUUGACGCUAACGUUACCUAAGCUAACGUUAAUAUAACGUCAUUUCCCUUCCGGUUUUAACGGUUAAACUUGCGAGGCAUUGCUUAAGUGUUUAAGCCUAGCUAACAUAACUGUCGACAAUCCAAAACUAUAGUGUACAGUCAGUGUUUUUUCCGUCUGAGCGGCGUAUGGACGACACCAGUGGUCGGCUGAUUUAGUGAGGUGGACGUGACGCCAAAUUUAAAGUAGCAGGCAGCCAGGGGGGAUUGCCCUCAGUUAAGCAUUAAGCUAGCAGGCUAACACGCGGCCAAGGAAAGGUUUGCGAAUCUGGUCACUCAGCCUUCAACUGAUAAAUAAAACUCGUGAGACUCAGCUCCCCGCGGGUCUGCGUGAGGGCUGUCCACCGUCCCGUGCUCUCUGCGUGGAUGGGAAAUAGUCAUAGUUAGCCAGUGGAGCCGAAGAGGUAACCAGCCAGCAGUCCUGUUAAACAUGGAGGAUGAAGAGGUUGCAGAGAGCUGGGAAGAGGCAGCGGACAGCGGGGAAAUCGAGAGAAGGCUUGAGGCUAAACUGAAAAUAAACCAGGAGACAAAGAAGUCUAGCUUGGGUUCGGUUGGCUCACCUGUUAAAACUGCUAUCGUAAUCCAGGACGACUCUCUGCCUGCAGCGCCCCCACCACAAAUACGAAUUUUGAAACGUCCUUCAAAUAACGGUACCACAGGAAAUCCUGCAUCCUCGGCUCGCCCCUCUCAGCAGAUGAAGUCUUUGGCCCAGCGGGAGGCAGAGUAUGCAGAAGCCCGACGAAGGAUUUUGGGUAGUGCUUCUUCAGAUGAUACUCCUCAGGACAAUCCAUGUCAGGACAGGCCAGCUCGUAUGAGCGUGCAGCAAACAUCAGAACCAGUUCGUCCAAACAAUCAUGUGAUCCGCCAACCCGCGGGCCCAGAUGGCACCUCAGGCUUCCGACUCUGCAGAUAAACAGGAGCUACCUGCUGCAAGGAAUCAGCUGUCUCCCUGAGAGGGCAUGAAGGGUGGCAGUUAAAGGGGUUGUGUGUGUGAUAUGAAGAGCAGAGUGGUCAGAUGACACAAAUAUUUGACAGACAUUAGAAAUAUGAAGACAUAGCAUGGAUUGAAAUGAACUUCACCACCUCUCUCUACUCUGCUUACUGGCAUGGUCUUUGCUUUUCACCUUGUCUUUUCCUUCUGUGGAACGUUGCAAGGGGCUGGCAGAGAUCAGCCAAAGAUCUGAAACCCCUUCUGUUCCACACUGUGAACAGGCUCUUGCCUCACAUCCCUACACACUGUGAUACUUUAAUGUACCAUGAGGUGCCCUAUGAUUUUAAGUAUGAUUGGCCGGCCGAGCGCCAGGGCAUCAGGUGUCUGUCUCUUCAGGGAGAAUAAGGAGAGCUCGUGAGUCUGGGAAUUCCCCGGAAACGUGCAAAUGAAUGAGCUGGCCUUUCCACUGAUGGAGCGUGGAUCAUGGCUGAGUGUCCACCGGGAAGCUGACUUCAGUUUGUUGGGUUCAGUGGAAAUUAAGUGCUUGACAGUGCUGAGAGUUUACUGUGUGUUCAGCAGCUUGAGUGCAAGGUGAUAGAAAGUCACACUGAUCCAAAACUCUGAGUAAAAGUGUUCAGAAGUGCGUUUUAAUACUGUAGUUGCAUAGCAAUGGAAGAGGCCCAGACCAGCACUUUCCACAGUCCACAGGCCUCUGUUUGGCACUGGUGGCUAUGAAAGAAAUGCCCGGUGGGCACACAGCCUGUGGCCAAAGAUUAUAGAUCGGAAGGACAGACUGUCACAAAAUCUAAUCUUAUUCAAGCAAUAAUAAUGAAUUUACUCCCUGGAUUAUUUUUUACGUAUUGCCUAAUUACCUGUGCUGUGUUUUUCGUUUCAAAUUUUGUUUUAAACGGUUUACAUUGUUUCUUCAUGUUUGUGGGGGGCGGUUCUGAGACAUUAUGUUUAGGUCAGGGGAUCAGUAGUGUAUCAGAGACUAGAUGAUGUAGCUUGUGUAGGAAACUUUAUUGGUAGUGUCAUAUAAAAUUUUAUCAAAUUGGAAAAAGUCAUGAAUUGAAAAUCUAAAGUUAUUGUGCAGAAAAUUCCCUGUGUGUGUGUGUUGCCUGGCUGUUUCUGAUCAGAAUAGCUAAGUUGGAACUUCGUUUACAGCCAGCUGCACUGCAUCUGUCUAGAAAAGAAGACUUUGAUCUGUUUUUGCACCAGUUGCAGUUUAUUGACUGAUUUGGUUUGCCAAUUCUUCAAAAAUAACUAUUUUGAUGCCCAGCGUGGAGGAUGAUAUAGCCACAUGACAACUGCUUUAUUUUGGAAACAAUUAUGUCAGGGAAAUUUGUGGUGAAAACUACAAAAAAAUAUAAAAAUAUUAGAAACCUGAUCUUUCAAUCAGCAUCUUGUAGAAUGAAGCCAAAUUUAACUGCCUAGUUUUGAUGAAUGUCUUUCCUGUAGUGUUUUUCACACAAAAGGAUUUUACACCAUUGAUCGCUUGUUUGCCAAUCGGUGGCAAACAAGCGAUCAAUGGUGUAAAAAAUAAAUGUUUGCAAACCAUGAAAUCAAUAAUCUCAUCAAAUACUGAUGAGUACUGAUAUUUACUGACAGGUUCACAGUAAAUUAACCUGCAACACUUGUAUGCCUUAAAUGACAAAUGAUCCGUGGUUACAUAUGUACACUUUCCAAUGGGUAGAGCUUGUUAGUCUUUUUUGUGCACUUGUGAUAGUUUCAUCAUGUCAUUGAAUAAAUCCUCUUGUCACUGAGGCGCAGCUUAUAACUGCACUCAGCAAGAGUUGUAGGCAAAUACAAAACCACACACAGUAAGGACGCAAAUAACGCUUUUCUUACAGUUACAGUUCUUAAGUGUUCUGGUGUCAGUUAAACAAUUGAUUGGAAGAACUGUAAUGAAUUGAAACUAUGAUUAACAGUAAGUUAAACAACGUGCAGCAGCAAACUGCCAUAUCAAUAUGGCUAAAACUGCUGCAUUUGUACCACUUAUUCCAACCUCACUAACUGCAAAAAAAGUGAGUGCAUCGUUCACUAAUGCCUGGGAGCUGAAGUUACCUCUUGAUGUUGUUUGAUGACAGCAAAUAUUUUUCUUUUAUGAGAUAGUAUACACUGUUCGGAGCAGAUGACAUGCAGUGUUGUAAACUGGAUUUGGACCUACAACAUCAAGGAUACAUGUCCGUAAAACACUGUUCCCAGUGAUCAGGUUCAAGUGUUGAAAUAAAAGGGAUUUUUAAUCAUUUCAAAUUGAUAAAGCAAAUACCCAUCCCGUACCUAUUUGAUCUACCCAUGAAGCUUUGUUUAAAGUCAUUCACAGCCACCUGUCUAGUUUGGAUGUCAUUGUUAUUUUGAAACUUGAAAAACACAAAUGACAUUUGAAUACCCUUUAAUAAACACACUUCAAAAAGG